GCACCACGAACUGUUCAUUCCGAUAUUCAACAGCAGAACAGCUGCGAAGAGAGAGAGAGAGGUCGAGGAGAAGGGACUUGUUCCAUUUGCAGUAUAAAUAUCACUCUUUUUUAGUGUUCUCGAGUGAAAAAACUUGGUGAAGAACUCGCAACUCACGAGUGUGAAGUUAACACUAUCCAAACAAUGAACCGAUAUGUACCUAAUUGGGCAAUGGAAGAUGACUCUGGUUGCUUCACAGAUCUCUAUCCCACGAAAACAAUGGGAUUGGACAAUGAGCUGGUGGAGCUCUUGUGGAGAAAUGGACAUGUUGUGAUGCACAGUCAAACUCACCGGCGUGCCACUGCCAACAACAAGACUGAUCAGUUUCAGAAACAAGAGCCAUCUAUUGGCAACUCCAGUAGCUCGAUUCAAGAAGCUGAAACCUUGCCAUGGUUCCAGUAUCCCCUCGAUGAUCUGUUCGAGAGGGAGCUGUACUCCGAGUUCUUUGAGAACAUAGACACUGAUGAGAUGAACAAGGACUUGAUUGCAGAAGAGGAGUGCCAUAAUGGCUUCACACCAUGUGCUCUGAAGCAGUCCACUAUUCCUAGCUCGCAAGAACAACACACCAUGCCCCUUCCCACAUUGCAUUGCUUGAGUUCUACACCGCAGUCUUCAUGCUUGGACAAUGGUGGUCGUCCUCCGCUCAAGGUAGCCGCUGCAGAGUCUACGAGGAUAACUACUGGAUCGAGCAUCUGCGGAAGCAAUCAAAUUCGAGCCUACACUGAUCCAGCCAAUUCUUUAAACAAUGAUGAAGCUAGAAAUGUCACAGGAUCAUUGAGAGAGGACAGUGAGAUGAGAUUACCAUUGAAGAGAACUCGCUCAAAGGUGCCCGAGGGCACUGUAACUUCAUCGUCGGGUGGUUCUGGCUGUAGUUAUGGAAGAGCAGGACAGCCAAAUGCGAGUGGCCAAAGCCACAAGAGGAAGGCAAGAGAGGUGGAAUAUUCUGGGUGUCAAAGUGAGAACUUGCAGGAAGCCGAGUAUGAUUCGAUCAAGGCAAACAAAUCAGCUCAGAGACCGACAUCUAAACGCAGAACUCGUGCUGCUGAAGUCCACAAUCUCUCUGAGAGAAAAAGAAGAGAUAGGAUUAACGAAAAAAUGAAGGCUCUACAGGAACUCAUACCUCAUUGCAACAAGACAGAUAAAGCCUCAAUGCUUGAUGAGGCAAUUGAGUACCUGAAGUCACUUCAACUACAAGUUCAGAUGAUGUGGAUGGGAAGUGGAAUGGCAUCGAUGAUGUUACCCGGUGUCCAACAAUACAUUUCAGGCAUUGGAAUGGGAAUAGGCCAUGUUUCAAUGCCUACUAUUCCUAGUACAGUUCAACUACCAAGAGUUUCAAUCGCUAACCAAUCAGUCAACCCAACUUUCAGCUCAAGCCAGACCACAACAUUCCCCUCCCUGGCCACAAGUUCAGUAAAUUGUUCGAAUCAGCUGCAGAAUAAUCGUGUUCCUGAAUUGUAUGGCAGAUAUCUUAGCAUGCAUAUGGUGCCUCCACAUCAGGCGAUGAACUUUUGUACAUAUGGAUCUCACUUAUUGCAGCAGAAUCAGUCGGCAAUGACACCUAAUAGCAGUCCCCUAACUAAAGCUGUAGGGAAACAAUAAAUCCAGUAAAUUGGACUCGCGAUCAAUGUCUCCCGGCACAAGUCCAAUCAAUGAAGGAUGAUUUGAUGAUAUCCAUCACAUGCUAAUCUUUGCACAACUUGAUCAACCCGAUUCUGUAAUUAAGUUUGAAGUCGGAAGACUGCAAGUGAUCACUGAUAUACCGACUUGUCCCUGGAAGCCUUCGUCUUUAAUUUGAGCUACAAACUCAAAACAAAUCGAUGCAAUGCAUUCAUGAUUCUAUUGUGUAGAGAAUCGACAUCAAUACUGAUUUUUUGUUUUCCACAAAAUAAUUGCCACUCUACUCUUGUUGAUUGCGGAAAACACUGCAGCAGCUGUAUUUUUGUACAUUCUUCUUAUGGAAAUAUACUCUUUGGUACAGCGAAAGCGGCAA
This is a messenger RNA of Zingiber officinale, 2029 nucleotides long. Its product is annotated as transcription factor PHYTOCHROME INTERACTING FACTOR-LIKE 13-like. The coding region runs from base 184 to 1638 and encodes 484 amino acids. The transcript has 8 exons. NCBI's taxonomy places the organism in Eukaryota, Viridiplantae, Streptophyta, Magnoliopsida, Zingiberales, Zingiberaceae. Gene Ontology annotation, molecular function: protein dimerization activity; DNA-binding transcription factor activity. The record is from RefSeq and is a predicted model, not a curated record. Gene Ontology annotation, biological process: regulation of DNA-templated transcription.